Colletotrichum chrysophilum is the source of this 2535-nucleotide messenger RNA. RefSeq lists its product as uncharacterized. Lineage: Eukaryota; Fungi; Ascomycota; Sordariomycetes; Glomerellales; Glomerellaceae. The record is from RefSeq and is a predicted model, not a curated record. The transcript is spliced from 4 exons. Bases 1 to 2535 code for a protein of 844 amino acids.
AUGUGGCUGCAGUACGGCAACAAGAUCCCUCGAUGUGCCCAGCUGCGCAACAAUUGCCUCAGAUUUUGCCACGUUUACAUAAGUUGUGCCGCUGUUCGUAUUACCCUGGUGGAUACAGAGGGAAAAGAAGACAACGAUGACAACAACGACGACGACGACGACAACAACGACGACAACAACGACGAGAAGGACGACGGCAAGGACGACAACAACGAGAAGGACGACGGCAAGGACGACGACACGGACCUGCAGGCACUCCCAUUCUCAACAAAGUGGGUUCUAUCGUGGUGGUUUUCAAGCUUCCCGGCAACAGACAUGAUGGGAGAUCAAGAUCAUCAUCAUCACCAAACAGCCUUCCUGGACAAUACUGAAGACAGGCGCAGACUUUUUCGGGACAUACAAGAGGCAGACUACCUGGUCGACGGCACUAACCCCAAGCAGUAUGAAAAGUUGUCGAAGGAUCGUUUCACCAGAGAGGCCUGGUCUGUCUAUUGGGCCGCUCCGUACGACGAACUCAUCCGUCUUCGCGAUGAAAUCAGACGGGGACUAGUCACACAUUACUCCAUGCGUAUGAAUCUUCUCCUGGUCACGCAAGAUUUGCCUAGGCUCUUAGCUCUUGUGUACCAUGAGGUAUACGAUCAUAACGGUACACAGGAACAGAUUGAGCUCGCACAUGAAUGUGCACUCAAGCUCGACUCCCUCACAUUGUUGUUCGGGUAUACGAAAGCGAAGGAGUAUCAAGACGCUCUGGCUUCCGCCGCUCUCCGGGGACCACCGCCGGACCCUAUCCUGGCCGAUCUCAGAAAGAGGGCAACUGUCAUGGCCUUCCUCCUUGAAGCAGCCCAGGCCGGCCAUGUGACAGACGAUAUCUUGGAAGAAGAAGCUGUGAGGGCAGUGACGUCUUCCCAAGAACCUGAUGUGAUGGAAGCGCAUUUCCGGGAGCUCAGACGCAUCCACGAGUCCCAAUGGCAACAAAAGAAACGCGAAGAAAGAGCGGCGAGGAACAACAGCAUUUCCUAUCUCGACAACAUCUCAGGUAGACAGGAGAUUCUGGAGCAGAUCCAGGAGGCUGAGUACCCGGUCCAGAUUCCAAUCACACCUACCACCAGGUUCUCCAAACUUGAAAAGAAAUACUUCUCCAAGGCGGUAUGGUCCGCUAUUUGGGUCACUCCCUUCAAUAGUCUGCAAGACUUCAGUCGCAAGAUCAGCCGCCAUGAAAUCAGAUGGUUCGAUAUUCGCAACCUGUUUCUCGCCAUUACGGAUGACUUGCCUGACGUGAUGGACAUUGUCAACAACCGCAAAUACGGCAAUCCCCAAACCCCACAAGUCGCGUCCUCCCCCAAUAGUCUUCGUACUGCCACUCCUGGUCUCAGCUCCCGUCUGUCGCUAGCAUCUGCAGAUCCGCCGCAGGAACUUUCCCUAGGAUCUCCAGCUACGGAUUUGCAAAAUGAGCCACAGACCCCGCAGAACCCCCCCGGUCCUGCUUCCCCGACGACAGGAAAAGGCUCUAUUGCUUCUACCAAGAGCCCUCUUUCAAGAAACCCAUUGGGCCCAACUACCCCAACCAAGGUUCAGAAAAGGGGCACUAUGAGUGGCAGCGGCUCAAGAGGCAGCACAAGAGACAGCCCGGGAGGGUCGAGUACCAAAUCUCCCAGUCUCAACCCCCCUCGGAGCGUGACAAGCCGCGAUAUUGUGGGCAGAAAAGUAAUAUCUAAUGGCGAUGUGGUUGCUGACCGACUCCAGGCUCACGAAAGAGAUGAUUACAAGUGUCGUGCACUGGGUACAGAACACAACGAGGUGGCCCACGCCUACCCACAGAAGAAAAUUGAGCACGCGGGAGUUUGUGCCCGAAAGAUAGAGUGUCUUGCGUUCCUGUUCGGUCAACAGAAGAUUCAGGAAUAUCAGGAUGCUCUACGCUCGAGCUACCUGGAAAGCCCAGUGAAUGUCAUCGCUCUCGAUGAAGGUGUACGCACCAUGUGGGACCAGUGCAAGAUCACGCUAAGAGUCAAAUCAUUCAACGAGAACGAAGUGAAUCUGGCACUUCAUUAUCUCCACGAAUCGGAGCUGAGGAACAGGACGAGAGCCCCAGCACGAUACAGGUGGGAGAAUGAUCUCACGGUGACCCCUGCGGACGUACUUUUUGAUUUGACGCAAAAGCCGAGCGUCUUGGGGGAAUCGAGUGUCUCCGACGAGAAUACCAUCUUCAGCGGACCCGCGGACGUGGACCUGGUCUCUACGGCUACACAGCAACAUUUUCAAGAUGGAAGCACGUUCAAAGUGUAUGCGGAAGAUCCAAAGUUGCGCCCUGAUCCAAUUCUGCUCGAUCUACGCGACAAACUUGCUGUGAUGGCGUCCCUCUUGGGCGCCGCCGAAUACAUGGACGACGACGACGAUCAUGGCAAUGACAGUGAGGGAACGAGACAAUCGGCGGUCGAUGAAGCCGAAGACUAUCAAAGUGUUGAUGGGGAUAUUUCCGACAUGGGCGAGGAUCUUUACAUGGAUGAUGACAACUAUGGGUAUGAUUCAGAUGAGUGA